Messenger RNA from Osmerus eperlanus (European smelt), 8943 nucleotides. RefSeq names its product protocadherin Fat 4. The record is from RefSeq and is a predicted model, not a curated record. Gene Ontology annotation, cellular component: adherens junction; plasma membrane; catenin complex. Lineage: Eukaryota; Metazoa; Chordata; Actinopteri; Osmeriformes; Osmeridae. Gene Ontology annotation, biological process: cell morphogenesis; calcium-dependent cell-cell adhesion; cell-cell adhesion mediated by cadherin. Gene Ontology annotation, molecular function: cadherin binding; calcium ion binding. The transcript has 16 exons. Bases 1 to 8670 code for a protein of 2889 amino acids.
AUGCCUGACACAAGCCUGCAAGAUACUCGCCAGAAGUGGUCCAGUAAUGGUACCAUGCAGCCGAAUGCUCUGUCUCGGCCCUGGUAUGCUAUAGCAGGAACUGUGGUGGGAAACGUAAAGGCAGUACACCAUGAGAGAUUCACUCCCUUCCUCUACUCUGUGCUAGAGGACGACGGGGAAGGCCUCUUUCUCGUCAGCCCACACUCUGGGGAGUUCUUACUGUCCCGUGCCCUUGACUAUGAAGCACAGAGACACUAUGUCCUCACAGUCACUGUGCAGUCAGGGGACCUGGAUGUCUCCAGUGUCAGGGUGUACUUCAAUGUGGUGGAUGUUAAUGACAACCCUCCUGUCUUCAGAGAGGCCAUCUAUUCUGUCUCAUUGCCUGAGGACACAACUGUGGGAACUUGCUUCCUUGCCCUCAAUGUGUCUGAUAAAGAUGAUGGUAUAAAUGGAGAGACAGAUGUGGAGGUUACUACCGGAGACAAACAGGGCACAUUCCUUGUGAACCCUGAUGGUGUCUUAUGUCUGAAUUCAGAGUUAGAUAGAGAGAGGAGAUCAACCUAUAAUCUAACAAUCCAAGCCAGAGACCGUGCCCAGCCUCCAACUACAUGUCACACCAGCACAGCACUUGUUCAUGUUCAGGUAGAUGAUGUGAAUGACAACGCUCCACACUUUGUGUCAGGCAAGAGUGUCAAUAUCCCUGAAGAUACUCCACCUCAUACAGUUGUAAUGGUCAUUCAAGCUGUGGAUUCGGACAUAGGAUCCAAUGGGGAUGUUUUUUACACUUUAGUGGACUCUGCUGGUGGUGUGUUCAGCAUCAGCAGCACCAGUGGAAGUCUGUACCUACAGGAGUCUUUAGACCGAGAACAGGUUGAUACCCUGGCCAUCACGUUGGCAGCUACAGAUAAAGGAUCACCCCAGUUGACCACCUUCUUGAACCUCACCGUGCAUGUUGAGGAUACUAAUGACCAUGACCCAGCGUUUACCCAGAGCUCCUAUUUCCUGACGGUAGGGGAGGAUGCUUCCUGGGGAACCAACCUGCUGCAGGUCAAGGCUCAGGACCCAGACCAGGGGUCAAAUGGAGAGGUCCGCUAUCAGCUGAACCAGGGUGGACCGUUUGUGGUGGACUCCUUUCGAGGUGUUGUGUCUGUGAUGGACAGACUAGACAGGGAAUCAGAAUCCUCUUACAUGCUAUUCGUAAUAGCCAUGGACCAGGGUGUGCCUCCCAGGUCAGCCAGGGCUGUAGUGAAUGUCACUCUACUGGAUGUAAAUGACUUCACCCCUCUCUUCGCUCCAGCAACACUGACUCUUCAUGUGCUGGAGAAUGGAGGGGAUCCCUCCCAGCUCAUUCAUCAGAUACAAGCUGUGGACGAGGACCUGGAGGAAAACAGCUUGCCACCUUUAACAGGGACAGCCACUGUGCAUGUCAUUGUGGAUGAUAUGAACGACAACAAGCCUGUGUUUUCAGACGUAUUCACCACUAUAGUGCCCGAGGAUGCCCCUCUGGGUACUGUGUUUGCCAUGAUCACAGCCUCGGACUGGGAUGAUGGAGUCUAUGGACUAAUAAGGUAUUCUGUAGAUGAAGAGAACAGAUUCUUCUCCAUUGAUGAGAGUUCUGGAGAGCUGUUCACCACUGGUGUGCUGGACAGGGAAGCCGUGGCCUUUUACAGACUGACCGUGAUUGCCAGGGACACACACCCCACGCAUCCUCUGUCCAGCUCAACGCUGGUCACUGUGCUCAUCGGAGAUGUGAAUGACCACUGGCCUCAGUUCCUCUACAGCCCAUAUGUGGCAAACAUGCCUGCAGACUCCGCUCCAGUGCAAGCAGUAGACGGAGACUCAGGGAUAAAUGCCCAGCUGCAGUUUUCGUUGUAUGGCAUAAAUGCUGAUCAGUUCACCAUCCAUCCACUCAGUGGUGCUGUGUUCACGUCAAACAGCUUAACAGCAACUGAAGACAUCACAGUCAAUGUCCAUGUGGAAGACGGGGGAGAACAUCCCAAGUUUGAUACCACAACUAUAACCAUCAGGUUACGGAACACGUCUGACUUCCCUGUGGUGAACGUGGAUGCUGAUCGACUUUUUCUCUCUGAGGAUGAGCCUGCGGGGACAGUUAUUACUGUGGCGUCAGCAGAAAGUUCCAGAAGGGGCCCAGUAUCCCUCUACCUCAUCUCUGGAAACCUUGACAAUGCGUUUCAGCUCCACCCCUCAAAUGGCGAGCUAACACUGAAGAACCCGUUGGAUUACGAGACCACCAAGGAUUACGUGCUCCUGGUAGAAGGCAGAGAUUCAGGCUCGCCACCGUUCUCCUCAUACGCAGAGAUACACAUAAACAUCAGUGACUGUAACGACAAUGUCCCUGAGUUCACCCAGAGAGAGUACAGGUGUGAGGUGUUUGAAAACGCUCCACCAACAUGGCUCUGCGAUGUCCUGGCCAUUGACGUUGACUCUGGAAGUUACGGGUCAGUGCUGUACAGCAUCAUUGAUGGGAACACUGAUGGAGCUUUCACUAUAGAUUCAGAAAAUGGCAUACUAAGCACAACAGUGAGUUUAGACAGAGAGUCAGUUCCUGAAUAUAAUCUGACAAUUGAAUCUGUAGAUCAAGAUAACAUUCUUUAUAAAGAUAUCGCCUUUGUGCUAAUUGUUGUUUUGGACACAAAUGACCACGCGCCACGAUUUUCUCAGAUUUUCUUUACUACGAUAUCUGAAGAUGCCCCAAUUGGGUACACCGCCAUGCAGAUAAUCUCAACGGAUGAGGACGUUGGUCCCAAUGCAGUGAUUACCUACUCAAUAAUCAACCAAAGUGAUGACAUCCCUUUUCAAAUUGAUGUAACCAGUGGCUGUAUAAAGGUUGAGCAGUAUUUAGACCGAGAGACGCAGGAUCACUAUGUUCUACAGGUCAAUGCAAACGAUUCAGCUUGGAGUAUCAGUACAGACGUUUCCAUCGACAUAACAGACAUCAAUGACAACAGACCUGUGUUUUCUCAAAGUCUUUACUCUGUUACUCUCGCUGAGACCAAAGACUGGGACGUGUUUGUCGUGCAAGUCGUCGCCACAGACGAAGACACAGCACCCAAUAGUUACAUAUUGUACUUCAUUGAACCAGCUAGUGAGGAGUUCUGGGUGAAUGCAACCACAGGAGGGAUUUAUACCAAACAACCAAUGUCUUUACAGCACUCCGCAAACAUUUUCAUCUUUACUGUGUUAGCAGAUGACUGUGGCGGCGUUCCUCCCCAUAGCAACACCACUGUGGUGGUGACCUUUGUUCCCUAUAAUCACUUCCCCCCCGUGUUCCUGCCUCUUACACCUUUGCUCGUCAUACCCUUUGAUGUGGUCGUAGGCACAGAGCUGGUCCAGCUGUCAACAAUGGAUCUGGAUAUGUAUCCCAGUAACAUGUCUGUCAAGUUCAGCUCAGCUGGAGGAAACGCUUCGGAGUUCUUUGUGGUUCAGUCUGACAGCGGGAUGACUGAAAUUCAUUUUGAAAUCACUGGCAAGAAUCUAUUUGCCCCACAGUUUCUGGAGUCACAUGACACCUUUUCUGUCCCAGAGAACUUACCAGUGGGUUCAGUCAUUGGGAAAGUCCAUGCCAUUGAUAAAGAUGAUGGAGUUAACGGUAUUGUCACAUAUUCUAUCAUCUCUGGGCCUAAAGAUGUACCUUUCUCAAUAGGGCAACAUUCUGGGCUGAUCACUUUGGUACAGGGGGUCGACUAUGAAAAGAAGACAAUGUAUUAUCUUCAUAUCAGUGCCAGGGAUGGGGGAUGGAGACCUGAAAAUGGAACAAUAAGCAUUACAGUGAACAUCACUGAUGUCAACGACAACCCUCCUGUCUUCACUGCCUCAGAAUACCUGGCUUCUGUUCCAGAGAACUCAGCUGUAGGAACCCUGGUUUUCCAGAUGGAGGCUAGAGAUGCAGAUUCAGGAACAAACGCAUACAUAACCUAUUCACUCGUUGCCGGCAACACUGAUAAGUUUGCUGUCAACCCCAAGAAGGGAACAAUCACUACCCUAGACAUGUUUGAUUUUGAAAUGGAGCAGUCAUUUGAUCUAACAGUCAAAGCUUCUAACACAGGAGGGCGCCAUUUAUUCAGCCUUGCACAUGUUACCAUCCUGGUCUCGGGGAUCAAUGAGUUCAUACCUGUAUUCCUGAGAAAUGAGUUGAACUUCACAGUGUCAGACAGUGUGCCUGUCGGAACCACAGUAGGAAGGGUCACAGCCACAGAUUCCGACCAAGGCUUUGAUGGAAAAGUAUUUUACUUGCUUUUUGGUCAAAGUAAAAAGACUGGCUUUGAUGCUGAUGAACAAACUGGAGAAAUAUACACCACUCAAGAUCUGAGAAAGUUAGGCUUCAACCAUGCAGGUCUAAGAAUUCUGGCAAAGAACUAUGGUGUCAUAACUGGUGUGGACAUAGAUGAGGCCUUUAUUCAGAUUAACAUUAUAGAUACAAAUGACCCUCCAGAAUUUACCUUCACAGUCUCCACAGCAGAGGUUAGUGAGGACACCAUAGUGGGCACCUCCAUUAUGACAGUGAGCGCCCUGGACCAGGAUGCCAUCCUGGAGUGGAAUACUUUCUCCUACAGCAUUAUAAGUGGAAACGCAAACUCCUCUUUCUCUGUCGAUCCCUUCAGUGGGGUAAUCACUGUCCACUCACCUCUGGAUAGAGAACUGUGGCCUGUGUAUAACCUGACCAUUGCAGCCAUAGACUAUGGCUCUCCUCCCGCCACUGGGACUGCUAAUGUAGUUCUGGAUAUCGGUGACAUCAAUGAUAACGCACCUAGGGUAGCAUUCACAGAGGCCAGUGUUAGAGAGAACCAGCCUCAUGGUACAAUAGUAGCAACUCUGAACACUUCUGAUGCUGACCUAGCACCCAACCAAGGACCUUUUACAUACUGGCUGGCACAGCCUAGCUUAGACAAUAGCUUCUCACUCACGUCUGAUGGAGUUCUCUUCACAACUAGGCCCGUGGAUCGAGAGCUCACGCCUGAGUUUUAUGUUGUUGUAGCGGUCAGAGAUUCAGGGACUCCUCCACUAUCCUCCACUACAACGCUUCAAGUCAAAAUUCUGGAUGAAAACGACAACCCGUCUGUGCCCAGGAAUGUAUAUAUCGAGGUGAAGUAUUACGGAAGCUCCUUCUCGGGGGGCCUGAUUGGUCACGUCCAACCAGAGGACCAGGAUGAGACUAGUGUGUACAACUGCAGCAUCAGAAAUGGUCACCUCAACAUGUUCUCGAUUCCCUUCAGCACAUGCGAGCUGUGGUCUUCUCCAUACAAAGGAGAAGCUACAUACAACAUCACCAUUGAGGCCAGUGACGAGCUUCACCCUCCAGUCAACAACAGUGUUUAUGUCAACUAUAAAGGAUUCACGAACGCCUCUAUGAUUAGCAGUAUAUUAUUCUAUGUAUCCUCAAGCUCAGUUGAAGAGUUCUUGUCUCACAAGUAUUUGAAGUUUGUGAAAGCCUUGGACAGUCUUUUUAACCUGCAGGCCUCUAAAACUCAUGUGUUUGGCAUGAAACUUGUUGGAAAUGAAAUCCUCCUGUUGGCAGCUGUGAAAAGCUACAAUGGCCAGUAUCUGAGUGCUGAGGUUGCUAGUGGUAUCUCUGCUCUUCACAGGAAACUGUUAGAAUCCCAGAGUAAUGUCACAAUAUUACGCAUCACCAGCGACCCUUGUCUGUUUAACCCCUGUCAAAAUGGGGGCACAUGCAACAAGGACAUUCACAUCAGCCAGGAUGUGGCCCUGCUGGAGAGCUCUGCUCUGGCCUUCGUCUCACCCCAGAUGGAGAUAUUUAACUGUUCCUGUUUAGCUGGCUUCACUGGACCUCUGUGUGAAUCAGACAUGUAUGAGUGUGAUGGGACUUCUUGUGAUAACGAAGGCACAUCCUCUCAUGUGGGUGAAUGCCUGAAAGUGAAUUGCCAAAAUGGAGGCUCCUGUUUUAACAGACCAGAGGGGUUCCACUGUUACUGUAAGGAUGGCUAUGAAGGAAAACUUUGUGAGAGGUCUGUCGACAACUGUGCUUCCUCUCCUUGUAGCGAGGGCACCUGCAUAAACUCUGUGACAGGAUACUCUUGUAAUUGUCCUUUUGGUGUAAGUGGGACCCGCUGCCAGGAGCAUAGUUUGGGGUUUGAGGAGUUGUCCUUCAUGGAGUUUCCUCCUUUAGAUCCUCACAACAACAUCAUCUUGUUGGAGCUGGCCAGUGUGCAGCAAGACUCUCUGCUGCUGGUCAACCCUGGCAGCCCUCUCAGUGUAGAGUUCCUGGCUCUGGAGCUACUCGGGGGUAGAGCACGGUUCUCCUACAACCUGGGCUCAGGCCUAGUGAGGCUGGAGACCAAGAAGCAGGUGGCUGACGGACAUUUUCACAGCAUCACUGCCAGGCGUAUCGGCAAUAUAGGCUCUUUGGAAGUGGACAGCUGCUCAGACAUUGAAGCCAAUGGAUUCUGUUUCUCCCAAAAUGAAGGCAUUAGCUCACAAAGGACUCUGGAUGGGGCCAGUAACAUGUCAUUGGGUGGAGUCAGGUCUAUAGAGUCAAUACUGCAGAUCCCUACUCACAUCCAGUCUCAUGACUUUGUUGGAUGCCUCAGAAAUGUAAAAGUGAACGGAAUACCUCUGGUGCCCUCCAAGGCCCUGGCAACAUAUAACAUCCUCCAGAGCUGUCCACGAGAUGCCGUUUCCCCCUGUGACAGCAGUCCCUGUAAGAAUGGAGGUGCUUGUCAAGACAUGUGGUCUCACUACCUCUGUUACUGUAGAAACAGCUACACUGGAGCCAGUUGUGCCACAGUCGUUUCAGAAGAGCAUGUUUUGCGACUGAAUGGAAAUGGCUACAUCGCGUAUGGUAUUCGGGAGAGUUACAGGAGAAAUGUUCAGCUAAGAGACCUGCUAAACACACACAGUACGAAGGAAAAAAUCCGACGAGUCUUUUCAGAGAUUGAAGUCAAGAUCAAGACUAUUAAUAAUGAUGGAGUGUUGGUGUUUGUACUUGGAAGAAUACGACAUACCGUGCUAAGGAUAGUGGAUGGACAGCUCCAGUACAUAUCCAUAGACAGCAGGUCAGGACACCUGUCAGAGGUCACUGUAAACCCUCCUGUGGCAGAUGGGAUUUGGCAUGUCCUUCACCUGUACAGAGAAGGACACAACACCAUCAUCACCAUUGAUGAACAGCUGUCUAUGAACACCACCAAUGGAACACUUGACCUGACUCCUGUCAAUGUGGAGAAGAUGGUGCUGGGGGCAGUUCCACCCGGGACUGCAAGAGAGCUGCAGCCAGGGUUUUCUGGAUGUGUGGCAUACUUCCGAGUCACUGGCUACAUUUUACCUGUCGGUGGAACCAGCGAGAUGGUGGAGGCCUGGCCCAGUUCAACUUUGACCCAGCCCACUUGUGUGUCUCAGGCCAGCUGUGUUCCCUCACACUGUACGGACACAAAUAGCGCUAGCAUGAGGCCUUGCCUUUCAGUGUCGUGUGAGACAGGUAGAGACUGCGGGGAGCUUGUAAGGAGCAACAUGUCCUGCAUCUGUUUACACAAUGCCAGCGCUGUGGAGUGUGAUGUCUGCCCUUCGCUGCUCCAGAGCCGUCAUGGCUGUUUUUCUGAGCUCCAGCAGAGCAAGCCUCUGUGGAUCCUAGCCGUGGUUGUCCCUGUGACCUGCCUCCUGCUCCUCUUGUGCCUCUUCAUCACCCUGAGGCGGCAGAAAGCCAGCAGUGGGUGUCAGGAGAGCUGCCAUGGCGACAGCCCACUAAGGAGAGAGCAGGGGGCAGAGAACCAAGCGUUCUCUCACAGUGACAACACUCUUGUGAAGGAUGUCAGUGGACCACCUGAUGUUAUUGGGGCUGACAGUCAGAGGCUGGGUGUGGGGUGCUAUAGUGAAGCUUGCCUCCAAAGCCUCCAGUCUGGUGUUCUGGAGUACUACGAGAUAGACAGCAACUACAGCCAUUCAGACAUGGCGUCUCUCAGACUCAGCUGGCAUGGACACACACACAACACACACUGUGACAGGACAGAGCCAAGAUGGACAGGGUUCUGUCAACCAGUCCUAUCAGGACCCCUGCCAAGCCAAGAGAGCAGGGACAAACCACUGGACAUGUGGCAAAAAUCACAGCUAAAUUUGAAUCUUUAUGUCCCCCAAAAUACAAGACAAGAUGUGGACGGGGAUGGGCUGCUGAACCUUCUAGAUUGUGAGUCUGGAGAGGUGGAAAAGCUUCACUUUUUCGAAAGGUUCCCAGAGUUCAUGUCACCCCCUCUGGGACUGUCAGUGGAGGAAGUCAGGAGGCUGAACUCUCCUCUGGAGGAAAUGAAACCUAACAAGUCAGGUCAACCGAAGGAUAUACAUGCUCCAGGAACGUCUGCCAGAGUGACGGACAGCCUCUCUGAUACCGUCACACAUGGCUCCUUCACAGUCUCAGAGUUCGAGUCUGAAACUGAGUUUCUUCCCAGUAGUUCUAAGGGUAUUGUGUGUGAAUGGACAUACAGCUCCAGAGAGCCUGACAUAUUUCCUGUUCAUGACACCUUCCAAUCAAAUGCUCUUAGCAGGACAGAGGCUGUAUGUGGGGGUGUUCAACAGUGGGAAACCCUACUGAACAUGAGCCUGCAGUUUGAGACCUAUGCUCACGUGUUUGAGGACAUUGCAGGUUUGCCUUUUGAACUAAAGCAUGAUUGUAACAUGCAGAGUGACCAGGAAGAAAUCAUAUGAUAGAUGCCUCUUAAUCUCUGUUUCAUAAGUAGUCGUACUUUGAAGUCAAAUGUGUAAAAUAAAUCAAUGAUUUAGUAUGACACUCACAAUUGUAAUAUGAAUUCAAAGGAACUUUAUGCUUGUUAUAACAUUUUCUUAUAACAUGUACCCAUGCAGCGUAGGGUGGGCUAACUAUAAUUAAAUCCUCUCAAACAAUUCCAUUGUACUCAUAGAGUAAUUUCUAAACUGCAUUUACUUCGUGUUUUGACUUUAAUUUGAAUAAAAUAAAUCAUC